UAUAAAGGGGAGCUGAAUCAUCAUCCAUUUUGAAGCUAACUUGUUGGUAUUCGCUAUUGGAUUAGCACUGAUUUCUUGACAUAUUUGUGGAUCGAUUCCGACCUAAUUUUCAGAAAAAUGGGUGGUUGUGCUGCACCAAAUUGUUCGAAUCAGUCUAAAAAUAACUUUAGGAUGUUUCGUUUCCCUAGAAAUGAAGAAAGACGAAGAAAAUGGAUAGUUAAUUCUCGUCGAGAUCAAUGGAUCCCGGGCCCAGGAGCGUAUCUUUGUGAGGUACAUUUUGAAGAAAAUCAAUUUGAAUGCUCUAGGCAAGAUGGGCGUAAAAAACUCAAGCCCAAUGCUGUGCCAACUCUUUUCAAUGUGCCUAAUCCCCCACAACUGUUGACCCCACAGCGUCUAAAAGGCAUUGGUUUACCAAAGCACCGUUCAGUUACAUCCAAUUUUUGUAAUGGUGGCUUGCUGCACAGUUUACCUUUAUCAACUGAAGCGAUUUCUGUUGCUGAACCAUCUGUUGUUCAUUUGCCACAACCUUCAGCUUCAUAUUUUGGAGAAAUAAAUUUUGCUGCCGAAGUAUCUGAUGUUUGUUUGCAAGAACAAGCUUCAACUUCAUCUUGUGAUAAAAUGCCAUCUAUUUGUGAAGGAUCUCAUGUUUGUUUGCAAGAACAGCCUUUAGCCUCAUUUUGCAAUGAAAUACCAUCUAUUUGUGAAGGCUCUGAUGAUGUUCUUUUAAGGAAUUUUAUAAAACAGCAGACUGAAUUGAUCUCGCUUCUGCAAUGCCAGAACAAAUAUUACUGAAAGAACUUACAGCAA
Molecule: messenger RNA, 807 nt
Organism: Stegodyphus dumicola
Lineage: Eukaryota; Metazoa; Arthropoda; Arachnida; Araneae; Eresidae
Product: peroxynitrite isomerase THAP4-like
Source: RefSeq, a predicted model, not a curated record